Molecule: messenger RNA, 8132 nt
Organism: Lytechinus pictus (painted urchin)
Lineage: Eukaryota; Metazoa; Echinodermata; Echinoidea; Temnopleuroida; Toxopneustidae
Product: transcription elongation factor SPT5-like
Exons: 24
Coding region: 320-3583 (1087 amino acids)
Biological process (GO): regulation of transcription by RNA polymerase II; regulation of DNA-templated transcription elongation; transcription elongation by RNA polymerase II
Cellular component (GO): DSIF complex
Molecular function (GO): protein binding; mRNA binding
Source: RefSeq, a predicted model, not a curated record
CCGUGCGUACUCGUACUCGUGACAUUACGAGCAGCAUUUCUCACACAGCUCGGAUACCCGCAUGUGAUAGUGCACGCAUCCAGCAGUGCAUGCAUUCAACGGUCAGUGCGACUGCGAGGUAGCGUAAAACCAAUUUACAGUCGCGGGAAAGUCUGGCGGUGCAGUUUGUUAUCGGGCUGGUGGUUGAACACAGAAGCAGCAUCAAGGAAGUUUGAAGCUAGCUGGUGACAUCGAGUGAAAGCCAAGUGAGCUAGUUGAAGCCGAAUAUAGCUUGGUAUUUGGUACUACAUCCCACUGCACUGGUGAAUUACACUUGAUCAUGUCCGACAGUGACAACAGUAUUUUCUCCGAGGAGGAAGAAGAGGAGGGGGAAGAAAGCUUUCAGAAAGAUAGCGAUGAGGGUAGUCUUGUAGGGAGCGCGGAUGAAGCCGAAGAGGGAGAGGAGGCCGACGACGGGGAAGAAGAACCGGAGGAUGGGGAGGAUUUGAUGAGUGAACCACGGAGCGAAGAGGAGGACGAAGAGGAAGAGGAAGAUCACGAUGGGUAUGACCAUAGGAAGAAGACAAAGAAGAGGAAAGUGGAGAGUUUCAUCAUUGACGAAGCUGACGUUGAUGAUGACUACGGUGAGGAUGAUGAGGAAGAUGAAUGGGAAGCUGGAGCCGAAGCACUGAUCAACAACGCUCCCACAGAUUACAACGAUAGCGAUCAACAUGGAGCCCGACGACUUACUCAGCUGUUUAGUACACAAAAGGAGGAUGAGCUCGAGGAGUAUUACAAGAGGAAGUAUGCUGAAGGGACCAGCACGUCGUACAGAGAUGAAGAUGAGCUCCCAGACUCCAUCACACAACAAGGACUUCUUCCUGGCGUCAAAGAUCCCAAUCUGUGGAUGGUCAAGUGUACCAUUGGUCAGGAGAAAGAGGUCGCAAUCCAGCUGAUGAGGAAGUUCAUUGCGUACCAGAAUACAGAAGAGCCGCUUCAAAUCAAAUCCAUUGUGGCAGUCGAGGGGUUGAAAGGUUACAUCUACAUCGAGUCGUACAAGCAGACUCAUGUGAAGCAAGCCAUCAACGGUGUCGGGAUGCUGAGGAUCGGUCAGUGGACGCAGAAGAUGGUCCCCAUCAAGGAGAUGACCGAUGUUCUCAAAGUGGUCAAGGAGACUGCUAUGCUGAAGGGAAAAGCUUGGGUUAGACUCAAGAGAGGGGUUUUCAAAGAUGACUUGGGCCAAGUGGACUACGUCGAUCAGACCCAGAACCAGGUUAUCCUGAAACUCCUUCCGCGCAUCGAUUACACCCGACCACGCGGCAUCCAGCGCACGGCCCAGACCGCGGCCGAGAAGCGGAAGCGACGGCGUCCGGAGCAGAAGCUCUUUGACCUGGAAGCUAUUCGUAGGAUUGGAGGAGAGGUUACAUCUGAUGGUGAUUUCCUGGUGUUUGAAGGGAAUCGCUACAGCAGGAAGGGCUUCCUCUUCAAGACGUUUGCUAUGAGCGCUAUCAUUGCUGAAGGUAUCAAGCCCACCCUGUCUGAGUUGGAGAGAUUUGAAGACAAGCCAGAGGACAUCGACGUAGAAUUGGUAGCGAAGAGCAAAUCAACCAAAGAAAAGAGUCACAGCUUUGCUCCAGGAGACAACGUGGAAGUGGUGGAAGGAGAAUUGAUCCAUCUUCAAGGGAAAAUCAAGAGCGUCGAUGGAAAUACCAUCCUGGUCCUACCAAAACACGAAGAUCUAAAGGAUACCUUGGAGUUUCCUGCUCAUGAACUGAGGAAGCAUUUCAAGAUUGGAGAUCACGUAAAGGUCAUCGCAGGUCGCUACGAGGGAGAUACGGGAUUGGUCGUCAGGGUGGAGGAAAAUCUAGCCAUCGUCUUUUCAGAUCUCACUAUGCACGAGAUGAAAGUAUUGCCAAGGGACCUUCAGCUAUGCCAAGAGAUGAGCACAGGAGUAGAUUCUCUAGGACAGUUUCAAUUGGGUGACUUGGUUCAGCUUGAUCCACAGACGGUUGGUUCGAUCGUAAGGUUGGAGAAAGAGACCUUCCAAGUACUCAACAUGCAUAACAAGCUUGUUCAAGUAAAGCCCCAAGCUGUUACCCGUAAGAAAGACUCCAGACAUGCAGUAGCGUUGGACGCCGAACAGAACAACCUACAGGUCAAAGACAUUGUCAAGGUCAUUGAUGGUCCGCACUCGGGAAGAGAAGGAGAAGUCAGACAUAUCUACAGGAAUUACGCAUUCCUGCAUUCCCGUCUGAUGACCGAGAAUGGGGGAGUGUUUGUAGUCAGGAAUAGGCACAUUGUACUGGCUGGAGGCUCAAGGAAAUCGGAUGGUGGAUUUUCGACUGGAUUUGCACCCAUGAGCCCACGUAUUACAAGUCCCAUGCAUCCAAGUGCAGGUCCCGGUCAACAGCCUGCAGGUGGACCUGGUGGUGGCGGGCGUGGCAGGGGGCGUGUCGGUAGAGAUAGAGGCCUGAUUGGACAGACAGUGCGUAUAACAAAGGGACCAUUCAAAGGUCAUAUUGGUAUCGUCAAGGAUGCCACCGAAUCAACGGCUCGUAUAGAGCUUCAUACGAACUGUAAAACUAUCAACGUCGACAGGAGCCGCAUGAACAUUGUAAGCGAUCAGAUCCGAAGUGGAAUGACGACAGCUUACAGCAGAAACACGCCCAUGUACGGCUCUCAAACCCCCAUGUAUGGUACCGGCUCUAGGACUCCUAUGUAUGGCUCUCAAACUCCACUACACGAUGGAAGUAGAACCCCGCACUACGGCUCGAUGACCCCGUCACAUGAUGGCAGCAUGACCCCAUCAAGAUCAGGAGCCUGGGAUCCCACUGCACCGAGUACUCCUAUGGGCUUUGACGAGUCGUCUCCCUCGCCCCAACCCUACGGAUCCACCACCCCUGGUACUCCAGGGUAUUCCGGGGAACCCCAGUCGCCGGGGACGGGACCGUACACCCCUGCCACACCCAACUCAUCCGGGAUGUACGGGAGUGAGUCGACCUACUCCCCGUACGGGCAGACGCAGACGCCAUCCCCUGGAAGUUACCAACCCACUCCCAGCCCAUCAAGCAGUUUCCAGCCUGCCCCGAGCCCCGGUUCCUACCAACCCACCCCAUCCCCUUCGGGCACCUACCACACCCCAUCGCCCGGGAGCUACCAGGGCAAUCCCAGCCCUCUAGGGUACUCUGCCAACACCCCCAUGGCCCCAUCGCCCCUGGGGUACAACCCCCAGACACCAGGGGGCGACAUCAUGCACCCCUCCCAGGUCGAUUGGCACACCCCCGAGAUCAUGGUGAGGAUCAAGGAUUCCCAUGACGACCCCUCGCUCAUCUUCAAGGAGGGUGUCAUCAGAAGCGUCCAGGGUCCAUUGUGUUCGGUGUACCUUCCGGACGGGGAGGACAGAGUCGUAACAGUGAAAGCAGUUCAUCUUGAGCCUGUCAUGCCAAGCAAAACGGACAGAGUGAAAGUGAUAAUGGGUGACGACCGUGACAGCACCGGAACCCUCAUCAACAUUGAUGCUGAAGACGGGAUCGUCAAGAUGGAUCUAGGCGCUGCCGAUAUAAAAAUCCUGCAGCUCAAAAUGCUUGCUAAACUCUAUAAAUAAACUUUCUUUAUUAUUGUCCAGUCAUUACAUCUGGGAAACAUUUCAUGACAUGACUUGUCGGUAGUGCUGUAGCCGAACCGCCGAACCGAACGGUAGUUCGCCGAACAUGGCACUUCCGAACCGAACAGAACCGAACCGAACACUAAGACUUGGUUCGGAAGUUCGGCAAAAAAAAAAAAACGGCUUUCAGCUAAUAAAUUUGUAAGUUUACACCCUUUCUAAUUAUUAUAUUUGCGCAUUCUCUAUUUAAUCUUCUUUGCAAUUGUAUGUUGGAAGUAUGCGCUUAUUUUGCGGUUACUAGAUUUUGUUUUCAUUUUCAUGUUGACAUUGUGGUUUUUACGGCAAAGGAGAUCCGAUGAAUGAUGUUGCGCGAGCUUGCGCUAUAAUCAUUUUACUGGCUUUCAUCAUCUCUCGCUCCGUGGUCGAAUCGCCGAAGCAUGGUAAAGAAAACCAAAACUGUAUGAGUGUUCAUUGGUUAAAUCUAAUUAUCUAAAAUAUUGUUGUUUUUAGGUGGCGAACAAGAUUCUUGUUUGAAAAUCUUCAAAGUAUUUUGAAUAAACGAGCUCAAUAAACUGAAAGUGAAAGAUGAAGUACCAUUAAUAUUACGAAUUACGAUACGAUGUGAUUAAGAUCGUAACUCGUGUAUUGUUGCGGCGGAGAAUAAAGAUCAGAUUGAGGUGAUUGACAUUAUUAUUGAGGUGUCGGCUCGCUACUGUCUAGUUUUCAUGAUUUUAGAGAGAAGUAAAGAGUUUUGAAAACGAGAGAUCCAGUGAAAGUGUGAAAUAAAGUGAGUGACUGUUAGAGAUGAAAAGGAGAGACGCAAAACAAAUAAUAUAGAAAUGAGAUGAGGUGAAGUUAUCUUUUUUAUUAUUAACAAUCAGAUGAAAAUAAAAAUCAAACACUCAUGAAUGAUUACGGUAAAGCAUAUAGCAAGAUCCCCUUCCCCUCGUUGACAAGUUGAAUGAAGAUAAAGCCAUGCGGAAACAUUCAUCUCUUGGGGGAAAAUGACCCCCAAUCUUUACUUUUUUUUCCCUUUCUUAUCAACUUCUCAAAUUAACCAUAAACAAUUCGAUGAUCACUCUACUCCCCCUGUCCCAUUACAGUCGUAAAACUUUGCAUCCCACUUGGUCUGUAUGUUCAUGGUCGAAUGAAAUCUGACCAAUGAAAUCACAGAAAUCUCGGGAAUUUCUCUUCAAUCAGUGAGCUGAGUUUCGCGAGCAGACAAAGCACGUGGCUGUAUGUACCGAUGCGACAAUCAGCGACAUGCGAUUGGUGGUUUAGUUCACCCAUCGAGCCAAUUAGCGAAAGGCGCAUUACAUAAGCACGCUUUCUUCGACACGCCCCUGGCCCUACUAUGCCUACAGUUCAGUGCACUGGCGCUGGCCGCCUCGUAUGUGAUGCAAUUGCCAAUCACGUUUGGCCGGACUAGACUGUAUAUAUAAAUAUUCAUGAGCUCAAGGGGACUGCAUGCGCUGGCCUAGCUGGUACGAUCGAGUGCGAGCGUAGUUAAUUUGGCAAGUAUCCAAAGUGUGGUCCAGGUAUGGACGACUAGGAAGAGUCGCCAUUUUAGAACUGUGAGUUACCCAAUAAAUCUGUCAUCAGAUAAUCAAAUUCGAGAUAACUGUUGAUUCGUUGAGCGCUAUAACUUUCAUAGUUUCAUGUCAACAAGAUAGAGAUAAAAUGGUUUGAUGUGACAGGGGUACACGCGAGCACAUGCAGUCAAUCAAGUACAAAUUGUCUACGUUAUACCUGAAUGAACUAUAGCUUUAUCAGUCUAUCAUUACCGAACCCCGAACCGAACCAAUGUUCGGCAAAUUUCUGCCGAACCUUGCCGAACCGAACCGAACCCGAACAUGGUGCCUGACUUGCAGUACUACUUGUCGGACAUUUUAUCUGACAGUUACCAUAGUAAUGGUGCUUCUCAGAAAAUCAAAAUCGAGAAAAGUCGUGCAGGUCUUACAACCUGUCCGACAAAAAUUUUGAUGAAAUGCUCAUCUGAGCAUUUCACGAAAGAACUUGUCAAAUGUUGCAUCCGACAAGUCCUGUUUUAUUCAACAGUUACCAUAGUAAUGGUGCUCCACAGCCAAUCGAAAUCAUGGAAAGCUGUCAGAUCUGAAAACUUUUCAGACAACAAGAUAUUGAUGAAAUGCUCCCUUGGGCCCUUUCUUAUAAAGUAUUAUGAUCUUUCCAAUCGAUCCGAUUUGAUAUAUCUGGGGCCUGUUUCAUAAAGAGUAACACUGGUUAUUAUGACAACUACCAUGUUAACAGGGCUCAGCAGCCAAUCACAAUCAAGCUUUCCAUGGUAGUUAUGAUAAUGGCAAAUUGACAAUAGUUGUAAAUCCUUAUGAAAUUCACCCUGGACCCAUGUUACAAAGAGUUACAAUUGAUCCAAUCAAUCUCAACUGUAUGGAAACCCAUCCUUAACAUAAUUGUUUCUACAAGAAAUUUUGCACAAUCUCCGUAGUAAACAAAGAGAAUCGCACUGCAUCUUCAAGAGAACGAUGAAUGUAUGAUUAUACAUCAUAUCUAGAAAAUAUUUUGAAAAAAUUAGAAUUUUAGAUGUUGAAGUCGCUGGCCAUCCAUAGUUGAGGUUGAUUGGAUCAAUCCCAACUUUUUGUAAGACGGGGCCCUGGCCUUGUUAGGUAAAAAUCUAUCUCUAUUUACUCCUCAAAUUGGCAACAAGCAGUAAUUGUCAAUUUGAUAUGCUCAUACUAAAAAAAAAUUGUGAUGGCCAGAACUUGAAGUCAGAGUGAAUAACUUCAAAAUGUAAUGAAAAUUGUUGAUUUUUUUUUACUUGAUAUAUCCAUACUUGGAAAAAAGGAAGAUAUGAAUUUAACUUGAGUCAAAGUGAAUAAUUACAAUAUUUAACAAAACUUCAAUUAUAAGGGUCCAUGUAUUAACCAAUAUUUAAUUUGCUCUGUGAAAAAGGAGCCAUGAUUUAACUAGGAAAUCAAUGUGAUAUUAAUACAUGUAUAUCAUGUGAGGCUUAGAGAUUUUUUUGUUCUCAAAUUACUCAAGUAUGGUUUGGGAUAUGGCAACCAUUUUCGUGAUCAGAAUAAUAGAUUGAAGUUCUUUGAUCUUUGAAGACAUCGAAACCUGUUUAUCUUCUGAAACACCCGAAAACAGUUUUGUUUCAUACCUUCUUAAUUUCCUUGAAAAUUUCUUGGAAGGCGCCUUGAGCACUCUACAGAGUGGAUUUGGUGCGAUAUUUUUGUGGUCGAUCUUUUUCAUUGGAAGCCACGGUAUAUUGUGAUGUCGCUUCUUUAGAAUUAUGUUGUGAAUUGAUUUUGAGUUGUAUAUAAUACAAAUUGUAUGUUCUGAUUAUUUUUUUUUGCCCAGGCCUAAAAAUGGAGAUUGCUUGCAUACUGUAACCUGACCGAUCCUAAUAACACUUGCCCCCUGUUAUAUUUGUAUUCAAAGUUGACCAUCACCCCAAAAUUUAAAAAAUGUGAUAACCUGGGCCCCAUCUUACAAAGAGUUGCGAUUGAUCCGAUCAACCUCAACUAUAUGGAAAUUCAUCAACGUCAUAAUUUUUUCUUCAGGAAAUUUACACUAUGUUCUUUGUAAUCACAGAGAAGCACAAUGAAUUUUAAAGAAAACUAUUAAUGUAUAAACAUACAUCAUAUCCAGAAAGCAUUUUUGAACAAACUGUAUUUUAGAUAUUGAUGUUGCUGGCUUUCCAUAGUUGUGGUUGAUUUUGACAUUUUGAUUUUGUUUACAAGUGAAAUUCAUAAAGAAUAUCAAAUGGUGUUGAAGAGCGACCUCCAUAUUGUAAGCAGAAGACCUGUAUGGCUGAAUUCCCCUCAAUCUUCAAAUAAAAAUAGAUCUGGGAGCUAUAUAAAAAAUAAAAUGGAAUUUAGAAAAAUACUGAUCCACUGAGCAGGAUUAUUUUCUGCAUUUUUGCCAACAAAUCAUUUUUUUUCAUGUCCCAGGUUUCAGUUUCAGUUCAGUUUAAGUUUUCAGUUUCUUGCUUCUCAACCUCUCUAUAAUUUGUCUUGGACAUUCUUUCUCAAGAAUAUUUUUUAUGACAUGAAGGCAAUGCUAUGAUGGAUGCAUAUGAUAUGAAACAAAUAUUGUUACAUUGAGGUUAAAACCGAUUGAUCAUAAUGUUAAAACUGAUCGAUCGUAAUGUUGAUUUAUAGGCCUGAUUGCACAUAAUAGUUGAUGCAAGCAAUCAUGGAAACCAGCCCUGCUAUCGAUCACUAAGUUCUUUGCCGUAUGGCCCAGAAGGUCCUCGUCUCUUUUGAUGCUUAAAAUUUUAACACAAAAUAAAACAUUAAUCAUAUGCAACUAUAGAUCAUGUAUUUUUGAAGUUGAUAUAUGUAUGUUGCUCACAACUAAUCUGUAACAAGUUAAGCCAUUGAGUAUAGAAAUAUACAUCUAUCUUUCUUUGUCAUUUAAUCGAUGCCCACUUUUGCAAACUCUUUUUUUGCCUAUGUGUCUUUGAAGCCUCUCUACAAUGUACAUGUAUACAUUUGUGUGCACAUGAGAACAUUUUUUGUUCUAGCUUGUGUAUUAAUGUGUUCCAAUUAUAAUUGAAUUCAAACAA